AUGUUGACUGCUAAUAGCAAUGGCAAGGAAUCACAACCCUCUACAGAGUGCUCACAAGCAUGCCUUGAUAGAAGUCUUGAUGAGGAGCAAUGGGGUUUAGUGACAUGGGCUCAAGGUUCUAUAAAAGAAGGCAGUUUAAAGCACAUAGUUGAUUCUGAAAUAAGGGGUCAAAUAUCCACAAAACGUUUGAAGGAGUUUGUUCGAAUUGUAGAGAGAUGUUUGCUUAGCAAUCCAAAGCAGCGCCCUACAAUGGCUGAGGUUGUGGUCAGUCUCGAUUCUCUAAUGACCUUACAAGAGAAAACCAAUACAUCUUCGCAGGGUGUGGGAAAAACAAUAUGUGGAAAAAUGCUUGAUAUGUUUCCCUCUACCUUGGAUGGAGAGAACUCGGUCCCCGGUGAUUCAAAGGUAUCAGAUAACUACAAGGCCAAGAAUAGACUUGCAGGCUACAAGAAACUUUAG
This is a messenger RNA of Lactuca virosa, 459 nucleotides long. NCBI's taxonomy places the organism in Eukaryota, Viridiplantae, Streptophyta, Magnoliopsida, Asterales, Asteraceae. The record is from the annotation of a GenBank genome assembly.